AGACUGCUCACAUAGUAGCACUGAUUACAUCCCUUUCCCUAGAUGUACAUUAGUAAUGAAUGUGUUGAACAGUCAUUGCAGUAUGAUGUGUGGUAUUUGAUUGAAUAAUGUAAUGUGACAGAUUCAAUGAACAAUAAUAACUAAUGCAUUCUGUUUUACAUGAUCAUUAUUCAUGACUCUCCAUCUUGGAUAAUGGAUGAUCUGAAGACCGUGAGUAAUUACUUAUGUCUUUUUUGUUUAUUGACAACCUAUAACACAAGAUAAAGAAAAUACCAGAGUGUUAAUCUGAUACUAUGAAUAAGUACAGGCCUUGUGAACAGCAGUGUGUCUUCUUCAAGGCUACAAAUUAAAUCAGUUUCUUUAGAUUUAUCAUUACUCUCCCCAAAUGUUCUCAAGGUAGGUUGGAUUAUGAUGUAUAGAUAUUCUUCAAUUUAUCCUGAAUUUACAUACCAUAGUCCUCCCACAAUAUAUCUGCCAUAGAGCUCAGCAAUUCACACUCAAAAUGAAAAUGGAAUCAGCUUGAAUUCAGCUUGAUGUCCUAGUAUGAAGCAUAUAGACGUUCUAAGACUGCUGACAUAUUAGCACUGAUUACAUCCCUUUCCCUAUAUGUACAUUAGUAAUGAAUGUGAUGAACAGUCAUUCCAAUAUGAUGUAUGAUAAUUCAUGAAGUUAUGUAAUGAGACAGAAAUUCAAUGAACAAUAUUAACUCAUGCAUUCUGUUUUACAUUAUCAUUAUUCAUGAAUCUCCAUCUUGAACAAUGGUUGAUCAGUUGCGGGAAGACGUUCAGACUAUUUACAACAUGAGACCCAGGAGGACAAGUUGAAGAGGGAGGCAUCAGCUGUUGAGCUUGAGUUGAAGAUGGAAAAAUAAUUAAAAGAGAUAUUAAGAGAUGAGAUGAUGAAACAACUAGAGGAGAAAGACAAACAACUGGAUGAUAUGACCCAGGAAGUGAGAGAGAAAGAGAGACUACUGGAGGGAAAAGAUAAUGAAAUAAAGGAGAAGAAGGUUGAACUAGGAGACAAAGACAAGAAAAUAAAGGAAAAAGACCAUCAACUAGAGGACAGAAACUAUAGACUGGGAGAGAAGGACAAACUACUAGAAGAAAAAGAAAGUGAACUAAAAGAGAGGAGACAGGAACUAGAAGAGAAAUAUAAACUACUAGAGGAGAGCGAGAAGCAAUUAAAGGAACGAGACAAACAAGUGGAGGAUGUCAACAAUGAAAAUGCUAAACUGGCUCAACAGAUAUGUGAUGUGAAGACUGAGCUAGAGAGACUGAGAAGAGAGACCUCCGCCCAGAUGACUGAACAUGGAGACACCUCAGAUACAGGUUCCAUACUCCCAGUCAGGAGGAGACACAGCAUGGAUGGUCCUCCAUAUAUGGGAGGAGAGACCUCAGGUACAGACCACACACUUCCACUGAGGAGGAGAAACAGCAUGGAGUUAAUUCCUCCUGAAAUGGGAGGAGAGAGCAGCAGUCCAGACUCCCCAGUCUCUCCCAGUGUGUCUGAGCUGAGACUGGUGCUGCUGGGGAGGACUGGGGCUGGGAGGAGUGCAGCAGGAAACACCAUCCUGGGCAGAGAGGAGUUUGGGGCCCAGGCCAGCCCUUCUGCAGUGACCCAGAGGAGUAAGAGGAGAGAGGGGGAAGUGUCUGGGAGACGGUUGGUGCUGGUGGACACUCCAGACUGGUUCUGUCCUGGACUCUCUCUGGAAGAGAUGAGACAGGAUGUGGGGCUCUGUGUCCGUCUGUCUGCCCCGGGACCCCACACCUUCCUCCUGGUCAUACCAGUGGAGCCCUCCAGGGGGGAGGAGAGAGGGGUGCUGGAGAGAAUAGAGGAGAUGUUUGGGGAGGGUUGUUGGGAACACACUGUGAUUCUAUUCACCCAUGCUGAUGGCCUGAAAGAGCAGAGCAUUGAGGAGUUUCUCCAAGCAGGGAGUCAGGACCUCCAGCAGCUUGUAGAGAAAAUGUGGGAGCAGGUACCACGUCCCUCAACAUUAAGGACAGGGCCCAUGGCACUCAGGUCCCAGAGCUGCUGGAGCAGGUAG
This is a messenger RNA of Coregonus clupeaformis (lake whitefish), 2044 nucleotides long. Its product is annotated as calponin homology domain-containing protein DDB_G0272472-like. The transcript is spliced from 8 exons. The record is from RefSeq and is a predicted model, not a curated record. Bases 896 to 2044 code for a protein of 382 amino acids. Gene Ontology annotation, molecular function: GTP binding. Lineage: Eukaryota; Metazoa; Chordata; Actinopteri; Salmoniformes; Salmonidae.